AUGUUUGAAUCCGUUGUUGCAACAUUGUUGAACCGCUUCUUGGGGUCUUACAUAGAAAACUUCGAUACCAAGCAGCUUAACAUAGGAAUAUGGUCUGGUGACGUUCGCUUGAAGAACUUGAGACUUAAGAAGGAGUCGUUAGACAAAUUCAAAUUGCCAGUGGAUGUCAAGUUUGGCCACUUGGGAGAGCUUACGUUACUGAUUCCAUGGUCUAAUUUGAAAGGAAAGCCAGUAAAGGUGAUAAUUGAGGACGUGUACCUUCUUGCCUCUCCAAUCAUCAUCAAUGACUUUGAUGCUGAUGAAGACGCUACAAGGGAACAGAAGCUCAAGCAAGAAAAGCUUCAGGACUUGGAAGCAUUACAAAGUGCAAUUGCCUCCAAUCUCAAUGCUGCAAAGGGUGACAACCAGGCCGCCAACGAGUCCUUCACCGAAAGCUUGGUCACCAAGAUCGUCGACAACUUGCAGGUCACCAUCAAGAACAUCCAUGUUCGCUAUGAAGACGAAGGCGUUUUGACAGACUCACCGUACGCAUUGGGCCUUACCCUCGAUGAAUUGUCGGCCGUUUCGACGGAUGAUCAAUGGAAGCCUAGCUUCAUCUCGAUUACCCAGAGCCUUUCCAGAAAGCUACUCAUGCUCAAGAACUUCUCGUGCUACAUGAACACGGAAAGCUCCAGCAUCUUUUCAGGUACGCCAGACGAGGUUCUUGAGGCUCUUAAAUCCACACUUGCGACCAGAUCUGAGAAGCAGUACCUUCUCAAACCUGUUUCCGGAGAAGGGCGUCUUACCGUCUACAAAACAGGUGCCACUGAAACGCAUCCGCAUAUAACAACUGAGCUCUUCUUUGAUGAGUUUGGCGUUGAGUUCGACAGCAGUCAGUAUAGAGACGUGCUUUGGACCGCUUCCAAGCUUCAUUGGUACCAAAAGACGUGGAAGUUCCGCAAAUACAGACCUAAGGUAUCUGUUGAAGAGGAUCCAAAAGAGUGGUUCAGAUACACAGCAAAGAGCAUCCUCGGUGAGAUUCACGAGAAAAACUAUUGCUGGAGCUGGGAUCACUUCAAGAAGAGAAGAGACCAGAGGAAGAAAUACAUCGGUUUAUGGAAACAGAAAGUCCUCAAAAAGACGCUCUCAGCGCUGGACGAAACCAUGUUCGAGAAGUUGGAAUGGGAUCUACCCUACGAGGAUAUUAGGUUUUACCGCUCAUUAGCCAGAAGUGAGAUUCGUAAGGAGAAGCUCAAUGCUCCUCCCGCAACACCACAGCCAGUAUCGCAGGGUGGCUGGAUUUCUUCAUGGUGGUAUGGCAACAAGAGUCAGGAAACUAUCGAGGCUCCUAAGUCUGAGGGCGGUUUGAACCUCACUUUGACAGAUGAACAGCGCAAAGCCUUAUAUGAAACUAUCGACUUCAACGAAGAUGACGCUAUCACUGAUGCUGUGAAUAUUCCACGCGAUAGGGUUACUGUCGAGGUCUUCAUGACCGUCAAAAAAGCCGGCAUUUCCUUGAAGCCUGUGAAACAUGGCCCUAGCUUGGCAGAAGUGAUUGUCGAGGGCUGUAGAACACAGCUCUAUCAAAGACCCGACUCUUUUCUUGCUAACUUCCAAUUGCAAGAGCUUAAGGUCGAGGAUGGGACUUCAAAGACUCUUUACAAACAUAUUGUCAGCGUUAAGCAUGUCCAUUCAGAUCUUCAUCAAUCUGUGGAGGAGUUCCAUGAUGCAUCUUCUUCCAUAACGUCCCAAAAACAAGAUCCGUUCUUCCAAGUAUCUUUCGAAAAUAAUCCAUUGGACGGCAGCGCAGACUCAAUUCUUCUCGCCAAACUUAAUUCCAUGACUAUUUUCUACAACGCAUUCUUUAUCGAGGAGAUUAUCAAAUUUUUCAAACCUCCCAAGAUACAUCUUGACACUAUUGGAGCUAUAAUGAAUGCUGCUGAGGCCACGAUGGAAGGUAUCACCGCGCAAACCAGAUUGGGUCUUCAAUAUGCAUUAGAAGAACAUAAGACCAUCAAUGUAAAGCUCGAUCUCCAGGCGCCAUUGAUCAUUCUUCCCCUUGAUCCUACGAGUUGGAAAUCCCCCGUGGCUAUAUUGGAUGCUGGUCACCUUAGCGUCACGAGUAACUUGGUUGAUAAAGCAACCAUUGAAGAAAUCAAGUCGAAAGAGAGCUACGACAAGGAGGACUGGACCACACUCAAAACACUCAUGUAUGAUCAAUUUAACCUCCAUCUUCAGGAUGCGCAGUUCCUCGUGGGUUCUACGAUCAAGGAUACAAUGGAACAGCUUCAUACAGAGACUUCAAAACAGUCAGCUGUCAUGCUCAAUAACUUGGAUAUCAAACUAAAUCUAGGUGUAUCAAUCAUACCCGAAGCUACGAACUUGGCACGGUUCAAAGUUGGUGGAGAAAUACCAGAGAUCAACAUUGCGCUCAACGACUUCCAAUACAAAACCAUCAUGAAGCUUGUGGAUGUCCUUAUACCAGAUCUUUCUGAUAAUGAUGCAGAUGACAACAGUGUUUUCCAUGCCUUUGGUCAAAAAGGAGAAGAAUACAAGCUAGAGGACGUCGAGGAAUCUAUGAGUACUCUCACAAAUGCCAAGAGGCCCGAGAACCCACAACACAUGUUUGAAAUGGAUUUUAAAGUAUCAAAGGUGAAUAUGUCAUUGAAGAGAUGCAAGGAUGCUGUUACAUUGGAAGCAGAGCCCUUCCUCAACCUCAUCGGAGACACCUUGAGAUUUACUUUCUACAAGACUGAUUACGAUAUGCACCUUGACUUGACCUUAAUCGACAUUGAUAUUAUCGACCAUAUUGAGAAGUCUGGCGUUCCCGAGUUUGAAAAGUUGGUGUCCUCGAGAAACUUUACGGAAACUGAAGCCGUCAACCGCAAGCAAGAAGAACUUUUCAAAGUUGAUCUCACAAGGACUCAAAGAAUUGUCGAAUUUAAGGGUAAUGAUAUCGAAGUAUUUGAUUUGGACAUAAUCGUGGAUAUGUCUGCCGUGAAGUGUGUGGUUUCAAGAAUGUCAUACUUGAGCAUUCUUAAUUUCAUGUUGAACACCUUCACCGAUCCAAAUGCGGAAGAAACACCUGCCGACAAGUUGAAGCACAACGAUUACAAAGAUGAUAGAGUUGCUCCUCAAAAAAUCAACGUGAAGGUAAACCUCGAUAGUAUUAUCGUCGUCCUCAACGAGGACGACCUAAAAUUGGCCACUUUACAAUUGAGCACAGCAAAUGUCAAGGUUUUCGUCCUUCCAGAGGCUUUGCAAGUGAGUGGCUGCCUUGGAGCUUUGUCUUUGCACGAUGAAUCUAACGAGGGCUCACCAAGGGACUCUAUUUUCCGUAAUUUGAUCAAUAUCGAUGGUGACAACUUGGCGGAAUUCACUUACAAGACAUAUGACCCAGCCACCAACAAGGAGCCAUUCGAUAGCUAUAUUGAGUUCAUUACCGGAUCUCUGACCAUCAACUUUGCAGAGGAUGCCUUCGGAAAAAUAUUCAACUAUCUCAAUAAGUUUGCUCAGAUGAAGGCCAUCUAUGAUAAGGCUCGAGAUGCUGCCAUAAACCAGGCAAACCAAAUUGAUGAUGCCAUCCGGAUAAAGAUGAAUAUUUUGGUCCGGGCGCCCACGGUUCGUUUACCCAAACUCAUUGAUGUUAGCAAAGACGAGUACGAUGUUAUAGUUGCUGAACUUGGUGAACUCUACUUAAACAAUGAGUUUGUUACCAGAGAUUCUUUGGUGUACAACGUGAUGUACGCCGGUCUUAGAAACACCAAGGUUACGUCGAGGUUUCAUCUUGCUGAUGUUGUUCAAGAAAGUCAGAUGGUUGAGAAACUAGACAUUGGCUUCCAGAUUGACUAUCUUGAAGAGUUCCAGGCAGACAAGCCUACUUUUAAAGUAUCUGGAAACUUACCAGAGCUCGAUUUUCAUUUGUCUGAGCUUCAGCUUAACUAUUUGUUCAAUCUCCAAAAUAAGGUAAGUUCUGUCUUUAUGGCAACCGGCGACGACGACUCUAUGGACGAAAUUGAAGCCGACGCCGAAAACGCAAAUGCUUUAAUAGCUCAUGAUACUUCUAUUCAGAGGCAGAAGGAUCAAACUUCUUUCGACGGAAAAGAAAUUCAGAAAUCUGAGCCUAAAGGCUCCGCUCAGAACUCACCAGAGCAUAUCAAAUUUGACGUUGCAUUGGAGAUUCCACAAAUUUCUUUAAGCCUCUACCACAACACGAAUGACGUGGCGUCGAUCGAAGAAAAGAAACUUGCAUUGAUGGCGGUCAAGGACUUGAAAGCACUGUUUGUCAUGAAGGAUGACGAGAAUUUUAACUCGGACCUUUCUAUUAACGCGUUCACAAUUAGCGAUGUGAGAUCGAAUACCUCGAAUAAGUAUACUGAGGUGAUUCCACUGGUUCAAAGUGAGGGCGAUCAGUUUAAGCUCAACGCUUCCACAGGAUCUACGGGCGUGGCAGAUAAGAAGGCUACGACGGUCAUGUUAACUAUUGAAGAGCCGCAGGUCAUCCUAGCUCUUGAUUUCAUGUUUGGAUUGCAAGCAUUCGCUACAAAAGGUUUGCAAGUUGAGAGUGUGUCUGCCGCGUUGGAAGCCGAAGAUGAUGAGUCUGACACUGAAGAUUCAUUGGAAGGUCGACUCAAAAAUGCAGAGAAGGAAGAGGAGCAAACUUUGGCUUCAGCGCUUGGAUUUUCUAUUAACAUCACCAAGCCAUCGAUUUUGCUUCUUGCUGAUUCAACUAAGGAGGAUACUGAGGCGAUUGUGUUCAAGGUGGAACAAGUUCUUGUGACAAGUCAAAAUAUUGUUUCACUUGCCGCCGACAGUAUAGGCAUGUUUGUUACAAGGAUGAACGACUUUGAGAAAAAUAUUCGAAUCAUCGAUGACUUUUCGAUUUCGUUCGCCUUAGACGGAAGAGGCUCGACCUCUACAUCGUUCUUGACCAACAUUCAGCUCUCCAUUGACCCCUUGCUCGUUAGACUUUCGUUGCGUGAAGUUCGUUUGGGAAUGCGGAUUGCCAAUAGAGCAAAUGAGCUUUACGCAGAGGCAAUGGGAACCGAUAUCGAGAACUCAUCUGAGCCAGACCAUAGCAUAACUGACGACUUCAAGCGCCGUCUUUCACAAUAUGCGCCAAGUGUGGUAUCAGGUUUUUCGAGGGAAUCAGCAAAGAGAAGAAGACGUUCACUAACCACCGAAGUGAUUGUCAAAGGCGAAGAGUUCAAUGCAUCUUUUGGUGGUGCCAGAUUUGUUCUUAUUGGUGAUGUUCACGAAUUGCCUGUUAUUGAUGCGAAUAUCAAUCUGUUCGAGACUAAGGUUGUGAAUUGGUCUACUGAAUUAAGCGCAGAAUGUCAUCUUGAGCCCUACGUGAACAUCUAUAACUACGCAAAGUCCACUUGGGAGCCUUUGGUGGAACCAUGGCCUGUUUCGAUAUACGCUUCUAAAGCUAUUGAUCCCAAGCCAAGUAUCAUGAUAGAUGUUGUUUCUAGAAGUAUGGCUCAAAUCACGGUUUCUUCGAGAUCCGUGGCUUUACUUUCCCAAAUUUUCUCAGCCAUAACUCCUGAUGAAGAACACAAGUCCAGAGAUGAGGUGACUCCAUAUAUCAUUCUUAACCAGACAGGCUAUGACCUUGAGCUUUGGACUGAUCGAGGCGAAAAGCUGAGAAAAGAAAAGAAGGUAUUGAAGGACAAGGAGAAGACUCCAUGGUCGUUUGAAGAUUGGAGAGUCAUUCGUGAGAAGUUGGAUACUGACAAUGAACAAGAUGUUCUUGGGUUGAAAAUUCUCGAUUCGCCAUAUGACGAGAUCGGCAACAUAAAUGCAGCUGGAGUGGGCGAGCAGAUAUUCAUGUUAACUCCAGCAAUCGAAGGAGUACACAAUAGACUUGCUACGGAGAUUGUUUUGGGGGACGACAAUGUUAAAACUAUUAUCUUGCGUUCCACUAUCAAGGUUCAAAAUGACUCUGAUUCAGGGAUCGCUCUUAAAUUUGUUGACGCGGAGAAAGGCCGGGACACUGAACUUGUUGUCGAUGCUGGUGACACCAAAGCACUUCCAAUUGACAUAGUCUUUUCAAGCAAGCUCAAGAUCAAACCUUACCUCGAAACUAAAUUCAAUUGGUCUAAUGGGACGUUGGAAUGGAGGGACCUCAUGAAGCAGGGGACCGCCUUGUCUUGUUCAUCAGUGGGAACCGGAGAAACCUCCGUGUUCUACUAUCAAGCAGAAGCAAACUACGACGAAGAUGAGCCGCUUGCAAGGAUCUAUCCCCAUUUCACUUUAGUGAUUUCUGCACCACUUGAGGUUGAGAAUUUACUUCCUUUCGAUUUCAAUUUCAGAUUGUACGACAAAAGCAGCAAGAAGGACUGGAGUGGAUCUGUGAAGAAGGGUGAAAGCACUUUUGUCCAUGUUGUGACUCUUGACGCUCUUCUCUUACUCAGUGUUGAGCCUCUUGAUUGUUCAUUCGGUAAAUCUGAGUUUGCAAUUAUCAAUUCGACAAAGAAGAGUGAGUUCAAACGGGAGGUUCUCAUAAACACGCGGAGUGAAUCAGGAAGAAACGUACGUUUGAAGAUGCAUUAUCCUAAACAUGACGUGAAGAAGAACUUGAAAGUGUCGAUCUACAGUCCUUACAUCCUUUUGAAUAGGACUGGUCAAAGCUUAUCAGUUGUGGAUAAAGCCAGUCGCCUGAAUGUGUUGGAAACCUCAAGCUCCCUUGAAAACAUCCCACACAUGUUCUCAUUUGACAGGGAUGGCGAAAGGCUGAACAGAGGCCUUGUGAAGAUAUCCGACUCUGUUCUCUCUGCUCCUAUCAGUUUCGACGCCAUUGGUCAGAAUAUGGGAUUGCUGGUGCAGCUUAACCACAAACAGACGGAAAUGAACUUCGGUGUAUCGAUUUCUGAAGUUGAACACAAGAGCAUUAUGCUUAAAUUUGAGAACAACGGAAAAGGCUGGUCUUCCCCAUUUGCGAUCGAUGAUGUGGGACAGAUCUUUUUGAAGCUCCAGAAGGAGGGCCAGGGGCAAUCACUUCUAAAAGUAAAUGUCAUGACAGAAAAUGCCACCAUAUUUAUUCAAGUCGAGAGUGCUCACAACAAUUGGCCUUACUCUAUCAGAAACUUCACGGAUACAGAGCUUUACAUUUACCAAGCUAACCCCAAUGUCGAUCUGAACGGAGAGGUUGUCAAGCGAGACACAGUCUACAAGCCAGUGUAUUACAAGGUACCCGGAAAGAGUGUUAUGCCUUAUGCUUACGACUAUCCAAACGCAGUUGUCAAGGAGUUGAUUAUCAGAACCAGGGGUCGUGAGAGAGCUGUGAACUUAGCCGAGAUUGGUAAUCUCAAACCGUUUAGAUUGCCAGCGACCGAGCGUGACGUACAAAAAAUCCUUGAUCUCAAUGUGGUUGCUGAUGGCCCCACCCAGUCGCUUGUGAUCUCAGACUACGAUCCUGGAUUGAGUUUGUACAAGUUGAAAAAGACUGAGACCGCAGGGUCUAGUGCCACUCUUUCCAAACUGCAAUUCGAAGUGGAUGAGGUUGAUGAUAACUACUAUACCAAGAUCUUUACCCGCUUUGAAGGUUUGGGAAUUUCUUUGAUUAACACAAGAUCGCAGGAACUUUGUUAUAUCACUUUGAGAGGCCUCGAGCUCAGGUACAAUGAGUCCGACCUUUAUCAAAACUUAAGUUUGAAGUUGAAGUGGGUUCAGAUUGAUAACCAACUUUACGGCGGCAUCUUCCCUAUCAUUCUUUAUCCUACAGUGGUUCCAAAGUCAGGUAAGGAGAUGAAUAGCCACCCAUCGUUUUCAGGAUCGAUUUGCAAAGUGAAAGAUGAGUCCCACGGUGUUGUAUUCAUCAAGUAUGCCACAGUUUUACUCCAAGAAAUGACCAUGGAACUUGAUGAAGAUUUCCUCUUUGCUUUGUUGGACUUCUCUAAAUUCCCCGGAGCUAGUUGGAAUGCGCAUGUUGAGGAUAAGCUUUGUGAUAACAAUCUUGAGAUUCCUGAACCAACAAAGUUGUCUGACGCAAGUGAUAUCUACUUUGAGGCUUUGCAUUUGCAGCCAACUCUGACACACUUGUCGUUCGUGAGAACAGAGAGAGUUAAUGCAGAGGACAGAACCUCAUCUCAGAAUACGAUUAUGUUUUUCGUGAAUGUCCUUACCAUGGCCAUUGGUAAUAUCAACGAUGCUCCAAUCAAGUUGAACGCAUUGUUCAUUGAGAACAUAAGAGUACCAAUUCCUAUUUUACUUGAAUCUGUUCAAAAGCAUUACGGACAAUCCUUCUUCUAUCAGUUGCACAAGAUAUUGGGAUCUGCUGAUUUCUUAGGAAAUCCAGUGGGCUUAUUCAACAACAUUUCGUCGGGUGUGCUUGAUAUCUUCUACGAACCAUAUCAGGGUUUCGUUAUCAAUGAUCGCCCUCAAGAAUUAGGUAUCGGAAUUGCAAAGGGUGGCUUAAGUUUCCUCAAGAAGUCUGUCUUUGGCUUCUCGGACUCAUUCGCUAAGGUUACAGGCUCCCUCGCCAAGGGUUUGUCGGUAGCAACCAUGGAUAAGUCCUUCCAGGAGAGAAGAAGAUUAAACCAACGCAGGAACAAACCAAAACAUGCGUUGUACGGUUUUUCGUCUGGAGCUAAUUCCUUCUUUGAGUCCAUCUCGUCUGGAGUGACCGGAAUUGCAACUGCUCCAGCGGAAGGAGCCGCGAAGGGAGGAGCAAAUGGCUUCUUCAAGGGACUUGGCAAGGGUGUCGUUGGUCUCCCCACCAAAACUGCGAUUGGAUUCUUCGAUCUUGCCUCUAAUGUGGGCGAGGGUAUCAGAAAUACCACGACAGUUUUCGACGCAGAUGGCUUAGAGAAAGUUCGUCUCCCCAGAUACGUCUCCUACGACCAGGUGAUUCGUCCAUACUCCCAGAGAGAAGCGCAGGGACAGUUCUGGCUUAAGUCCAUUGAUGGUGGACGCUUCUUCAAUGAGACCUACUUGGCACACUUGCUACUUGCCGGAGAAGAGAAAGCGGUGGUGAUUACGUUCAAGAGAAUCAUACUCUUCUCUAUCGAUUCACUCAAGGUCAUUUGGGUGACGAACUUCGACCAGGUUAAGAGCAUCGGCUUAGAGAGUACUGGUAUUUCUAUCAAGCUCAAGGCGAAGGAAGGUCCAUUCAUACCCAUCUCGGAGAAGAAAAACAAGGAUUUCUUGUACGCAAGGCUUCGUGUUGCAGUUGAAAAGUUCAAUGAGCAUGCUAAGGUGAUCCAGUAA
Candidozyma pseudohaemuli is the source of this 9189-nucleotide messenger RNA. RefSeq names its product membrane morphogenesis protein (gene VPS13). NCBI's taxonomy places the organism in Eukaryota, Fungi, Ascomycota, Pichiomycetes, Serinales, Metschnikowiaceae. The record is from RefSeq and is a predicted model, not a curated record. The transcript has 2 exons. Bases 1 to 9189 code for a protein of 3062 amino acids. Gene Ontology annotation, biological process: late endosome to vacuole transport; protein targeting to vacuole; protein retention in Golgi apparatus. Gene Ontology annotation, cellular component: extrinsic component of membrane.